Chaetomium fimeti is the source of this 3844-nucleotide messenger RNA. RefSeq names its product ATP-dependent RNA helicase DHX8. Gene Ontology annotation, molecular function: ATP binding; RNA binding; RNA helicase activity. Lineage: Eukaryota; Fungi; Ascomycota; Sordariomycetes; Sordariales; Chaetomiaceae. The record is from RefSeq and is a predicted model, not a curated record. Gene Ontology annotation, cellular component: catalytic step 2 spliceosome; intracellular anatomical structure. The coding region runs from base 155 to 3592 and encodes 1145 amino acids. The transcript has 5 exons. Gene Ontology annotation, biological process: spliceosomal complex disassembly.
GAUGAUGCUCGGGCCUCGCGCAUGCAGCUGCAAUUCGGUCUGGAUGCUCGGUCGCCUGCCAUCAAAAAAGCUGCCUACCUAAUGAUCAACUGGCCCUUUGGCCGCUUUCUUUCCAACCUUUUCGUUUGCAUUCGUUAACCACUUUACCAACAUCAUGGAUGAUCUCGAAUCUCUCGAACUGCUUUCCUUGGUGUCGAAAGUCACCUCGGAACUGCAGAACCAUCUCGGCAUCAAUGAGAAGACACUUGCCGAGUUCGUCAUCGCCCAACGCCUCGAAUCCCCAUCCUUCCGAGAGUUCAAGGCGAAACUCGCCGCGGCUGGCGCCGAGUUCCCCCCGAGUUUAAUCGAGAGUAUCGACCGCCUCGUCCAGGCAAUGCACCCGAAAUUCAAGGGGAAACAGAAUGGGUCGGAAUACGAUGUCGAUGAAAAGCCGGCGCGCUCGGCGGAGCAACAAACCAAAAUGUUCAAAGGCCUCGCCAUUCCCGACAAGGAUGUGGAAGUUAUCGAUGAUACACUGGCGUUGUUAGAGAGCUUGGAGCCGAAGAGAGCCGACAACGAACGACCACGAAAACGCAGUCGCACCCCAGACGACCACCGGGGCGAUUUGAGGCGGAAACAAAACGGCCGCUACGAGGAUGAGGACGACUUCCGACGACCACCUCACCAAGAGCUGGACCAGUCACCGCAGAUGAACAAGAUCUAUGAUGGCCAUGUCACAGGCAUCAAGGACUUUGGUGCCUUUGUCAACCUUCAUGGCGUGAUGGGGAAAAUGGAUGGAUUGGUCCACAUAUCGGCAUUCGGGCAACGAGUGGACCACCCGUCGGACGUUGUUUCCAGAGGGCAGGAUGUCAAGGUCAAGGUUGUCAAGAUCGAGGGUAACAGGAUAGGACUUUCGAUGAAGGACGUUGAUCAACAGACGGGCAUGGACCUCGCCCCAGAAAUGAGGUUGGGUUCUGGCGCCAACAUGGAGGUUUUGGGUGGUCGCGGCAGAGCACCCGUCGACGUGGACAACGGAGCAAAUGGUUCAUUCCAGGCAUCUGCGGUGGCCAGAAGCCAGAAGAAGAGGAUGACUUCCCCGGAGAGGUGGGAAAUACGGCAAAUGAUUGCCGCUGGAAUUGUCAAGGCCUCGGACUACCCCAAUUUGGAGGAGGAUUACAACGCAACGCUCAGGGGGGAUGGGCAGUUGGAGUUGGAGGAGGAUAUCGAUAUCGAGAUCCGAGACGAAGAGCCCCCGUUCUUGGCUGGGCAGACGAAGCAGUCACUCGAGUUGUCACCCAUUCGGGUAGUCAAGGCGCCAGACGGGUCGCUCAACCGUGCCGCCAUGGCUGGAGCCAACCUGGCGAAGGAGAGAAAGGAAUUGCGGCAACAAGAAAACGAGUCCCAGGAAGAGAAGACGAAGGUCGACUUAUCGUCACAAUGGCAGGACCCGAUGGCCAACCCCGAUACUCGGCAAUUUGCUAGUGACCUUAGGAAACGGCCGCAGGCGACACAGUCGGCCUCGGACGCCGUACCGGAGUGGAGGAAGACCAUUGCCAAGGACCAGGCUCUUGGGAAACGAACAAGCAUGACAAUCAAGGAACAGCGAGAGUCCCUGCCCGUCUAUGCCUUCAGACAACAACUUAUUCAAGCCGUCAGGGAGAACCAGAUCAUGAUCGUGGUCGGCGAAACUGGCUCCGGCAAGACAACGCAGCUGACCCAAUACCUUGCGGAAGCCGGGUUCACGAACAAUGGCAUGAUCGGGUGCACGCAGCCUCGUCGUGUGGCUGCCGUCUCGGUUGCUAAGCGUGUUUCGGAAGAGGUUGGGUGCCAGCUCGGCCAGGAGGUUGGUUAUACCAUCAGAUUCGAAGACGUCACCAGUCCGGCAACCAAAAUCAAGUACAUGACGGAUGGAAUGUUGCAACGUGAAAUCCUCAUGGAUCCUGACCUCAAGAGGUACUCGGUCAUUAUGCUGGACGAAGCCCACGAACGGACAAUCGCGACAGAUGUCCUCUUCGCACUCCUGAAGAAGACGAUCAAGAAACGAGACGACCUCAAAAUCAUCGUAACGAGUGCUACGUUGGAUGCCGACAAGUUCAGCGAGUAUUUCAACUCCUGUCCCAUCUUCACCAUCCCCGGACGAACCUUUCCGGUUGAAAUCCUCUACUCGCGCGAACCGGAAUCGGAUUACCUCGAUGCUGCGUUGACCACAGUGAUGCAGAUCCAUCUAAGUGAGCCGAUGGGCGACAUUCUACUGUUUUUGACCGGGCAGGAAGAAAUCGACACUGCCUGCGAGAUCUUGUACGAGAGAAUGAAGGCGCUUGGGGCAGGUGUCCCAGAGCUCAUUAUUCUCCCGGUUUAUUCGGCACUUCCGAGUGAGAUGCAGAGCAAGAUAUUCGAACCCGCGCCGCCCGGCAGCCGCAAAGUCGUCAUCGCAACCAACAUUGCCGAGACGUCGAUUACCAUCGAUUUCAUCUAUUACGUUAUCGACCCCGGCUUCGUGAAGCAGAAUGCGUACGACCCGAAACUGGGGAUGGACUCCCUGGUAGUUACCCCUGUUUCCCAGGCUCAGGCGAACCAGCGAGCGGGCAGAGCCGGACGGACAGGCCCGGGCAAGUGCUUCCGCUUGUACACGGAGGCCGCAUACCAAUCAGAAAUGCUCCCGACAACCAUUCCCGAGAUCCAGCGGCAGAACCUGUCUACAACGAUCCUCAUGUUGAAGGCAAUGGGCAUCAACGACCUGCUCCGCUUCGACUUUAUGGAUCCACCGCCCGUCAACACUAUGCUUACGGCACUCGAAGAAUUAUAUGCGUUAGGGGCCUUGGAUGACGAAGGGCUACUAACUCGCCAGGGGAGAAAGAUGGCCGAUUUCCCCAUGGAGCCGACGCUAUCCAAGGUUCUGAUUGCUUCUGUCGAGAAGGGCUGCUCAGACGAGAUGGUGACCAUCGUUUCCAUGCUUAACCUCCUCCAAGUCUUUUACCGACCCAAGGAAAAGCAAAGCCAAGCGGACCAGAAAAAGGCAAAGUUCCACGACCCCUCGGGCGACCAUCUCACGCUCCUGAACGUCUACACCUCGUGGAAGAACAAUGGCUUCGCCAACGCAUGGUGCUUUGAGAACUUUAUCCAAGCUCGCUCGAUGCGCCGCGCCAAAGAUGUUCGCGAUCAGAUCGUCAAGAUCAUGGAACGCCACCGACACCCUAUCAUCAGCUGCGGACGUGACACCGAUAAAAUUCGGCGGUCGCUCUGCUCGGGCUUCUUCCGGAACACGGCCCGCAAGGACCCGCAAGAGGGUUACAAGACACUCAUCGAGGGCACCCCGGUCUACCUGCACCCGAGCUCGGCGCUGUUUGGUAAGCAGGCCGAGUGGGUGGUUUACCAUACCCUCGUGCUCACGACGCGCGAGUACAUGCACUUCACGACCACCAUCGAGCCGAAGUGGCUGUCGGAUGAGGCGCCCACCUUCUUCAAGAUCGCGCCGACGGAUCGGUUGAGUAAGAGGAAGCAGGCCGAGAGGAUCCAGCCGUUGUAUAACAAGUAUGCCACCGAGGACGACUGGCGGCUGAGCGCCCAGCGUAGGGCGGGGCGGUCUGGCGGCGGUGGUGGGACAUGGGGCUGAACGGCCCUGGGUUGUGUCGAUUGGUAUAUCUUGAGCGAGCGGGUAGCUUGUAUAUUCUGUUAGCGAAGUGGAUGGGCUUGGGAGGAAAACAAUAGAUUUGUGAUACCCUUUCUUCGAGCGGGUUUCAAGGUGGUUGUUGGUGCAAGGAGGCGAGACACCCACUCUCAUUGGGCUGGGUGGCUGGGUUAAGCGCUGGUCACCCGCCAAGCUUCGCGAACCAACACGAACAGUGCCAAAGAUGUUGAACCCCCC